UUAUCAUGAGAUUUUAACGCUUAAGUCGGACACAAUCAGCCGAGACUGAAUAACAUGUGACAACACAUUGGAGCUUAAGAAAAAGAAAUAAUGACGGAUCUAAGCAAUAUGUUUGGAAUAUGUCCAACUAAUGUCACUUGGAAGAACCUACAAGUGAUUCAGGUGGACGAGGCAGAUACCCUUUGGGUUCGAGAGUUUCCCUCAAAUCAGGUGUCAAAAAAUUUAUCAGAUUUCCAAAAAAUGGAAGCACAGAUGAAUGAGACGCUUAGAAAGAAAUUGCUUGGCAGACAAAUGCAGAUCUUCCCAGCAAAGAUAGGAGACAGGGUUGCAGUGCUCCACAAGAAUCACUGGUAUCGUGGUCGAGUGUCGGAUAUUGCUGAGACUUCUAAAGGGCAGGAAGCAGAAGUCUUUCUUCUUGACUAUGGUAGUUCUGUUAAGGCAGGAGCGGCAGCAGUGAUAGGCCUCCAGGAUGACGAGUGGGCCAGUGUGGCAUACCAGGCAGAAAAGAUUCAUCUGUUUGCACUUAUCCCUCUGUCUUUGGAUUAUGCACUCUCAUCCACACAGUUCAGUGUCAUUCCCAGAGAGAGCAAGACUUGGGACCCAGCAGCAACUGUUUUUGUCAAGAAUCUUGUUGAAUCCAAACCCAAAGCAGAGUUUUUGCCACUGCAGAAAGGAGACCAUGGAUGUUUCCAUGGCCAGUUAACCCUCUAUAUUAGCAUAGAGGUUUGGGAAGCAAUACCUGAACUAGCAAAAAUAAAAUGGCCAAAGGAAGAUGACGAGGAGAUAGCUGUGGACCUUGCCAAGCUGCUUGUAAUGUGUGACUAUGCAAAAUUUGCAACUGAGCUUCUUGUUGACAGGAUGAAGGGAAGAAAUGGUGAAGAAGAAGACACAGUUAGCACUGAAUCAGAAUUUACAACAGGAAGCAGGGAAGACUUUCAAGGAUCAACAAAGCUAGAGUUUAAGACCAUAAAAAAACUGGCACCACGGAGUAGAGGAUUAACUCGAAUGAUUUGUCAUACAAGUGACAGCACCAAUAGCACAAGCACCCUAGAAUCAAGUGCUGAAGUGCUUGACACGUCGUUUCAGUCGUCUGGCCGUGGUAGAGGCCUGAUGAGCAUGUUAGAUUUUUUAAAAUGUGGAACCUCGACUCCCCUGUCAGUGGGAAGCUCCAGUGCUGAUUUACAAAAAUCUGGAAGAAGCCCAAAGAUUGAGUUUAAUCCAGUGGAAAUGUCUGGUGAUAUUGAGUGCUUGGAAUCUGAUUCAGUUUCUUGUCUGUGCCUUGAAGAAAUUCCUGUUCCCACAUCUUCAAGGCAAAGAAGCUCAACAAAAGGGUUAUUUCCAACACAAAAUGAAGAAAUGAAUGCUGGUACGAACUGCAAUCUCUCAUCAUCUGAAAAGAAAAGUGAUGAGAAACAGUCCUUGGUGGAUGAUGUUAGUUCUGAUUCUUCUUCAGCCAUAAAGACUGUUCCUGAGUGUAGUGUUAAGAUAUCACCUCAGAAUACUGAAAGUUUUACAGAAACAUCCAAACAAAAGGAAGAAUUAAACAUGGGAUCAUCUGGUCUAAGAGGAUUAUGCCUUAAGCUUGGAAAAUCUAGUCUAUCUGAUGUUAAAGGGGUGAGCACAAUUUCUGACUCUAAAGAAGGUAAUUUAUUGACAAAAAAUUCAGAACCCAUGCAAAAUGGAAAGUGUAAGGAGGAGGUUAUAGGUAUGCAUGAGAAAAAGAGGAAGAGUAUUGACUGCAAAGCAAGAAAGGUAAACAGUCAUUUUAAUGCCUCAUUUAUUUCAGACUCUCAAGAUGUUUGGGACAGAGAGGAAAUUGGAGAUGUAGAAGAAGAAUUGACAAUCUCCUUAAGAGAGAGAAAUUUGCCAGAGGGCCCAUGCAUUGCAAAAUUGUUCAGGGUAUUUGUAGCUGGGGAGUCCCCUGUUGCUGAGGAAGAAGUAGUUGUUAAUGAGAACAUGGUUGAUCCAAUACUGAAUAGUCAUAUAGUAAAAGUACUAAAUGAUUUAGAUAUGAGAGCAACAAGACUGCAGGCAUAUGCUUGGCCUGCUAUAACACGUGGCACUUCAGCCGUCAUUGUAGGAGGCAAAAGGAGUGGCAAAACUCAUGGCUAUAUUGUACCUUUGAUUUCUGUUAUACUAGACUCAUGGCAGCACAUAAGCCGUCGUCUUCCCCAAGGCAUUGGGGCUGUUUUGGUUAUUGUUUGCAAAGACUGGAGAAGUGCAAAAUAUACUGCUGAUUCUUUGGUUAGAUUCUUACCUGCAAAAUUGUCACUAAAAGUCAUCACAGCUUGGGGAGGUUGUGGCAAUGAAGAGGUAAUUGAUACCAACUCCCAGUUACUUGGAGGUUGUGACAUUCUGGUUACAACUGCCCCAUGUUUGGCAAGGCUUCUAACAGGCAAAACUGCAGAAUUUGCAAAAGCAGAUGAAGAAGGUGGCACCAAAGCAUUUACGUCCCUUGCUAGAUGUUGCUAUCUUGUAUUUGAUGAUGUUGAUUCAAUCUUGGAAAAUUGUGCAAUGGAGGUGAAACAGAUACUUACUUACUGGGGUGAAGGAAAGAGCAAAAGUGACCGAAGGGACUUUGAACAUCAGUUACUUUUAGUUGCAUCAUCAUGGACAAAAUUAUUGAAUUCAUUGACACAAACAGUAACUCCUCUUCUUGAGCCAAUUAUUAUUGUUGCUGAUCCUUGGGAGGCUGUAAUAACUACUAGAGCCCGUACCUUUGUUCAUAAAGUAGAGGAAAUGGGGACAGAGCAAGAUAAACUUGUUGAACUUUUACAAGAUAACAGAUAUGGAAAGAGUUUGGUGUUUGUGGGUGAUGAUAAUCAGGCAAGGAAUCUGAAAGUAUUACUGGAUGCUGUGGCUGUAUAUUCCUUAAUUGUAACAAGCUGUUCUACAAUGUGGGUCAUGAAGUCCAUAGUCCAGGAAUGGCACUCUGUAGCAAAUGUAGUUUUGAUAGUCUGCCAAGAGGCUACAUCACUCCUCCUCCUGUAUGAAUUAGCAAAUGCAGACCUCAUUAUUCAUGUAGAUAUACCAAAGUCCAUUAGUAAUUUCAAAAUGAGGUAUGCUUUUAUGGUGGAUAAUCUUUCAACAGAUUUAAAUCAAGACACCAUAAAUUGUGAGUCUCACAUAAUAUUGUCCAAAGAAUCAGUAAAGCGGCUUCCUCCACUUGUGCUUGAAAUAGAAAGAACUGGUAAAGUUCCAAGAGAGCUUCAGUAUGUAGCAGCUAAAAAUAUGGCAAGCUGUAGUCAAGAUGAUGCUCUUUGUUAUUAUUUAAAAGCUUAUGGAAAGUGUUGUAUAGGUUACACUUGUGGAUUUAGACAUAGAAUACAUAAGUUUGAUACUGAGAGUGUAAUUCCAAGAAAGGGUGAAGUUACUUUCAGUGUUAUCAAAGUGAUAAAUGCAUCACGAUAUUUAGUACGCCUCUUGAGUUUUAGGGAGAAGGUAGGGGUUCCUGAAUUUAACUUGAGAGAUCACUACCUGAGAUUGUUCAUGGCCAUACAGCAGUACUAUGCUGAUCCAGAAAACUGUGAGCAGUUGAUCAACAUAGAACCGAGAAUGCUCUGUGCAGUUAAAUGCAAGGAAAAAUGGGCAAGAGGACAAAUUGUACAAAUUGAUUACUCAAGACAUAUUGCCAUGAGUGUUGUGUUUCUCUUGGAUGAAGGAAGUGAUGUAACUGUAGAGCAGAACUCCUUGUAUAUCCUUCCAAAGCAUCUGGCACUGAUGCCACCACUAAUUGUUGAGGUUUAUCUCUGUAGAGUUCAACCUCUUGAUUUUGAUAAGGAAUGGACUUUACAUGCAUCAAAGUACAUUGAUGAUAUAUUCAGCAAUAACAUAAACAAAAGUACUUUUGUUGGACAAAUUGAACUAGCACUUGGUUCAACACUCUGGUUAAGCCCUGUGACUGAGUUAACACAGGCAGGUAAAAGUAAGGUCAAGAUGGAAUCUCUAAGGUCUAGACUCAUUUCUAAUGGAUUUGGAAUCAGCAAUAUUGCUCAUAUGGAAAAGCUGAAAGACAUGUGUAAAUUAGCAGGUAUAUCCUUGGAACCUGAGGACCUGUCAUGUGAAUUGUUUAAAACGACUGUGGAUAAGGCACUGGACUUGCUAAAAGGUACAGAACAAAGUAAAGAGAUCAGCAAGCUGUCUGUAUUAAAUGAUCAUAAUGUCUCCAAAGAUAAGCUUACAAUGAAUGAAGCUUGCACUAGAAGCCUAGAACAAGUUGAUUCUGUUGAUGAAAGCAAGGAUAUCAGUAAUGAUCUUAAGAAAAUAGGAAACUUACCUACAAAUGUGGAAAAGUCAAGUACUCCUAGAAGUGAAGCUAAAGGUAUUAAUUUGCUACAAGAAUCUUUGCCCUUGGAUGUUGAUGUAGAAGUUGGUGUUGCAGAAAUAGAAUCUCCUGACUGGUUCUUUAUUCAGCUUGCAGAAAAUUAUGAAAGACUGGAUGAACUUGAGUUAGAAGUCCAAGAGAUAACCAUGCAUUGGCUAACAGACAGUAAAAAGAGUCUUCAUGAAAAAAGCUUAAAAUGGGACGAGCAACCAUGUGUUGUGGCUUCUAGCUACUGUCUGGCUAAGUUUUCUGAUGGCAACUACUACCGUGGCUGGGUGGACAGAGUUGGGCCAGAUGACACCAGUAAGGUCUUUUUUGUUGACCACGGGGAGACUUUGAUUGUACCUUCUAGUCAGCUUCAGCCAUGUCCAUCAUAUCUUUUGGACCUUCUGCCUGCACAAGCCAUUCCAUGUUGUUUGGCCAGUUUCACUUAUCCACCAGCAAAAUUAAAAGACGUGAAGAGGGCUAUGGAGAAGGUGGCUGAUUCUGUUGAGACAUGGAUAGCAAAGGUUCUAGAAAUAGUUGAAUCGGAGGAUGGGAAAAUGUACAAGGUAGAGUUAAUUGACAACUCAGUGGAGCCACCAAGGCAGAUGUCGAAGGAGCUCAUAAAUGUAUACCAGUCUUUGAAUGAGAAUUAUGGGGAAAAGCAGGUCCGGGAAGAUGUUGAAAAUGAAAAUCAUAUGCAGUCGACAACAAUGCUCGACACGUCAUGUUUAGACAGCGAGGAGGCUAUGAUGUUCUUACAGAAUUUACCAAAUUUCAAGGAAUUGUCAAAAGCAGUCAAGAUUAAUAAUGCAGAAGAAAAAGAAGACCAAGAAGGAACUGCAGCAGACCUUAAGAAUUCCUAUGAUUUGCCUGAAGCUUUACAAAUGCUUGAUGCCCUUGACGAGUCAUCUUACAGCUCAGGCAAACAAGAAGUGGAGUCAUGCAAAAAUGAAAAUACAAAAGAGAAAAAACUGGCACAUCACAGAGAGACAGAAAAGGUCUUCAUCGACUGCCAUUCAUCACCAGAAAAUCCCAGUAAUCGGAACCACAAAAUUUUCCAGAAGCCACACAUAGAAGAGAGCACCAAAUCUUAUGGAAGAGCAAAACCAUCUAAGGCAGAUACAGACUUGUUCAACCAGCUAUGUCUACUUGUGCCACCCCUAGAGGCUGUAAAAAGCAUAACACGCAGGUUAUAUCCUGAGACAACCUGGAAUCAGACGGACAGUUUGGUUGUCAUCAAUAUACACUUGCCGGGAGUUGAGCACUACAAGUGUCGGUUUGCAAGGAAUCGUUUGACCUUUAUGACUGUUGUGAGAGAUAAAUUCUAUGUUAUUGAAGAGACUUUGGCAAAUGAAAUUGAAACAGAUUCAUGCUUUCUCAAAUUAAAGGGCAUGUCUGUGCAUAUUUACCUGACUAAGAAAUCAACAUGUACAUGGCUCCUUCUUUUUGCCGAGAAGGUGAAACGUCCAUGGUUGAAGAUGGCCUACCAGGGCUCAAGCUUAGAUGAGGAAAAGUCAUCAGUUUCUGCUCUCAAAAAAUCAUGGACAGACUUGCAGCUUUGUGAGAACAGUUAUGGAGGAUACCCAGCUGGCAUGAGUGACAGUAGUUCAUCAGAUAGUCAGUCAGAUGAAGAUAUGGAUGACUUAAUCAGUUGAUUGACCAAGUGACACCUGUUUAUUAAUCAUGUUGCAUGUAUUUAUUAUCCAGUUGAUACAAUGGAAAGAAUGACUGAAUCUGCUGUGUUAUUUAGGAGUUGUCCAAAAACUUUGAUGGCCGUUGCCAUUAUUGUAUAAAUUAGUGAACCUGAUUACAGCUUCUUUUUGCUGGUUAGGCUCUGUGCUAAGCAGAUUUAUAGAUCCAUUAAAAACAUAUUUAGUAUGAUUUAUUACUUUCUGCUAAAAUGGCUAGUCCUAUAAAGGGGCUAUCACACAAGGGGAAAGUUAUGUGCACCUUCCACAAUAUCCAAUUUAUUCUCCUAUAACACAUAUGCUUCAAUCUGUACACACAUUUGUGUUCAUAAAUGCUUUGUAGGCACAUCUAGCCUGGCUAUAAAAUGGUUUUGAUAUUAAAAUGGCAAAAUAUUAUUUAACGUUUUAAAUGGUUAAUGGCUAAAGCAAAUAAAUGUGCUAGACAUCAAGGUCAUAUAGCACUAAACAAAUUUUAGAGAUUACAAAUGGUUAAAAUCUGUACACUUACAGUAUCCUUCAGAUACUUUACCUGUCCUGUAGUCUCAGAAUGCUGUAUGGUGAUCACUUAAAACUUUGGCGUCAGUUUUUGUCCUUCGUGUCAUAUCUAAUCCCAGUGUUUACCAAGUCUGGAGAGUUACUUUAGCUGGCAAAGGCUUUUUGAAGUAGAUAUUUACUCAUUAUUCCAUGGAAUCACAUGUUAUGCAGUCUUCCAUGAGAUUAUUUUGAUUUAACUCAUAAAUUUAAGUGUACUAUUCUAAAUUUGUAAUAAUACAUUUGAAUUGCAAUAUUGCAGUAGUGUUCUCAUGAUUAGCAUUUUCUUUUUUCAAUAUUAAAAAAAAAUUUAAAUAGAUAAAAAAUAUGGUGUAGCAAUAUAAUUCUGUUCUUUUUAAAAAUGAGUUCUGUAAAUAUUUUUUACAGAGUUAAGGAGUUAAGGGUAUGAAUUAAUAUUUUCCAUUGAUCUGGAAAGAUGACAAUUUGUUUCCUUCAGAAUUACAUGUUACAAAAAAAAGUAAAGUAAUUUUUUUCAGUUGUUUAUCAGAGAUAACUUCUGUUUCUCUGUAUGUUUUUUUUUUUGUUUGAUAUAUAAUUGAUAUUGAAAAUGUUACAAUCAAUUUUCAAGACAAUUUACUUUUUUUUUUUUAGUUUAUAAUGAUAAUAAAGUAUUCUCAGAAAAACAAUCUUGACAUCAUAGAAUUAUUUUACCUAGAGCAUCAGGAAAUAAUCAGAGUACUGGGAAAAGUUUUGGGCCAAUUAACAGCACUGGAGCCAUAAAAGAACUGCACAUAUCAGAUAUCCAAAGAUCAGUCAUGGAUGUGGUACACUAAAUAACCCUAUCUGUUUUUGAUAUUCAAGCCCUAAAUCUGUAUUUAGAGGAUUGAAACACAACAGUCAUUUCAGGUGUCUUAUGGCAAGUAUUAGUAAAGUUUGCCCUGCAUCCCUCCAAGUGAAGAAUUUGGAUAUUUUGGAAUCCAUACAGUAAUUGUUGUAUAUAGCAGUUACUGAGUAAAAAAGUAUGUGCUGGUAUGACAGGCUGAAUUCAAGUCUCUUGUACUUUAUGCCCCAUCAUGCACAUCAUUGAAUCUUGCCAUUCAUUUAUCUUCAUAAUGCAGGAUGAUUUCAAAACGCUUUCUAAUAUAUAAUUAUGUCUAUACUAUUUUAUUUUGCCAUUUUAGUGUUUUUGUCAAUCACUAUGUGCAUCAGUAUUUCAAAAAGGAUUCCUAUGUGUAAAGUACAAACAAUACAUGCCAAGUGAAAUGACAGAUCCAUUUAUAAUAGGCUGGUUAAAUGCCAGCCACCAAAUUCAGUGUCUAAAACCAAUAGUCAGUCCUCUGUAAAUAGUCUCCUUAAUUUACCAUUGACCUAUUUUUGUAACAAACAAGAAACUAUAAUACACAGAAAUAUUGUAUUAAUUAUUUUUUGUACCAACAAAAACCUCAGCAUACUACUAUUCUUACUAUUAAUGCAUAGUAAGUCUUGUCCUACUUCUGCAACUAUCAUUUCUUACUGUAUUACCCUUUUGAUUGUUUCAUAACUCUUUUGCAGUUUUCCUCAUAGAGUGUUACUCUCCCUUCCUCAGAGACACACUCUCCAUUUGAUCUGAUCUCACUAUACCUUUAAUCUCCCUUUACAAAUCCCCAUAGUAUUCCAUUUGCUCCCCCUCUAGACCCUUCUCACUACCCUUCUAUCCUACAGUGUUUUACAACCUUUGACGUCUAAAUCAUCUUAUCCUGGUUAUUAACUCCUUUCUACCCUUUUUGCCAUAAUACUGUAUUUUACUGCUUACAUGACCUUUGAUAUCUAACAUGUUUAUUUCUUCAAACCAUUAACCAUUGAUAAAAAAAAAAAUAAUAAUAAUUAUGAUAUACCUCAUUAGCUGCAUUUCUGUCUACUGUUCCAUCAAUCCCCCUAUUCCCUUGUUCGUUGUUGCCGUGGGAGGUUUAGGAGGCGGAGACUGAGGCCCAAGGAAGGGAUCAUCCCUACUUUGGACCUCAGCCCUCACCUCAACUAAUUUUGCAUGCUUUUUUCUUUUCUUGUGCCACAUUUGUUUGUUUUGACCACUGACAAUUCUGUAAAUCCACAAACAUCACCUUUUGAACCAAAAAAAACUUCUUACCUGGGGGCUUUGCUAAUGACAUUAGAGGUUGACACAGCAGAAAAUUUUCAAUAAAUAAAUAAAUAUUCCACAAAUGUU
This is a messenger RNA of Penaeus monodon (black tiger shrimp), 8689 nucleotides long. RefSeq lists its product as uncharacterized. Gene Ontology annotation, molecular function: nucleic acid binding; ATP binding. NCBI's taxonomy places the organism in Eukaryota, Metazoa, Arthropoda, Malacostraca, Decapoda, Penaeidae. Bases 91 to 5964 code for a protein of 1957 amino acids. Gene Ontology annotation, biological process: germ-line stem cell division; transposable element silencing. The transcript is spliced from 19 exons. The record is from RefSeq and is a predicted model, not a curated record.